ACUGCUCUCAAGUUCGAUCCACCGACCGCCAUGGCUGCAACUGCUAAUCAUUGCAGACUGUGUUUUUUGUUUCUGGUAAUUUUGGCGGAUAGGGUGAUGCUUAUGGUGUCGGGUCAAGUUGUGGAGUUCGACCCAUUUGCACCCGCCGGCGGAAGGAGUUCUACCCGACCGAGAGAGAUGGUUCCGGCGAUGUUCGUGUUCGGAGAUUCUCUGAUCGAUAAUGGGAAUAAUAAUAAUCUUCCGUCGUUUGCUAAGGCUAAUUAUUUUCCUUAUGGGAUUGAUUUCAAUGGUGGACCUACGGGUCGGUUCUCCAACGGCUACACCAUGGUUGAUGAAAUUGCUGAGCUGCUAGGGUUGCCUCUGAUUCCUGCAUACUCUGAAGCUUCUGGGAAUCAAGUGCUUCAUGGUGUCAACUAUGCAUCCGCGGCUGCCGGCAUUCUCGACAUCACCGGCAGAAAUUUUGUGGGUCGCAUACCCUUCGAUCAACAAAUCAGAAACUUCGAAAACACGUUAGAUCAGAUCACAGCCAAUUUGGGCGCCGCCGAUGUGGCUCAAUCCAUCGGCCGUUGCAUUUUCUUCAUCGGAAUGGGCAGCAACGAUUACUUAAACAACUAUCUCAUGCCCAAUUACCCGACCCGAAACCAGUACAACGCUCAGCAGUACGCAGAGCUUCUUGGUCAACAGUACACCCGCCAAUUGACUAGUCUGUACAAUCUCGGGGGGAGGAAAUUCGUGCUAACCGGGCUGGGACGAAUGGGUUGCAUCCCGAGCAUUUUGGCUCAGAACCCGGCCGGGAGGUGCUCGGAGGAGGUGAACCAGCUGGUUAUGCUCAACAACAACGUAAAAGCCAUGAUAAACAACCUGAACGUUAAUCUCCCCGGCGCCAGAUUCAUCUACAUCGACGUGGCUCGACUGUUCGAGGACAUUGUGGGGAACGCCGGGUCUUAUGGGUUUAGCGUGGUGGACAGAGGGUGCUGUGGGAUCGGCCGGAACAGAGGCCAGAUCACGUGUCUGCCGUUCCAGACGCCGUGUCCUAACCGAGACCAGUACGUGUUCUGGGACGCUUUCCACCCGACGGAGAAGGUUAAUGUAAUUAUGGGAAGAAGAGCCUUUAAUGGCGAUCUCAGUGUUGCUUACCCAAUGAAUAUUCAGCAGCUCGCUAGCCUUUAAUUUACCCAAGAUUUGAAUUUGGACUCUGAUUAUAUCUAUAUAUUACUUUUGGUUAUAUAUAUAUAUAUAUAUAUUUAUAUAGAGGUGCAU
This is a messenger RNA of Carica papaya (papaya), 1260 nucleotides long. Its product is annotated as GDSL-like Lipase/Acylhydrolase superfamily protein. The record is from RefSeq and is a predicted model, not a curated record. NCBI's taxonomy places the organism in Eukaryota, Viridiplantae, Streptophyta, Magnoliopsida, Brassicales, Caricaceae. Gene Ontology annotation, molecular function: hydrolase activity, acting on ester bonds.